AUGGGGGCCAAGAGCAGGCCAGGCCUUCUUCAGGACUGCAUUGGAUAUCUCGUCUUGCCCAGGUGUGCUGCUCUUGGCUUGGAAGAUAGCUUGGUAUGCUUCUCCAGAUGUGAUGGUUGGAAAGGGGAGGGUUGCCUCCGGAUUGUCACUAUUGUCAAAGGGGAUGUCAUCUGCGCAGGCAGCCUUCUGGAGGAGGGUUUUUACCAGGAGCUCUGCUUUGGCAUCAGGAGUGGUGUGGACUGUUUCUCCAUUCUUGAGAGGUGGGAUUGGGAAGGAUCCCACUGUCCUAUUCCACUUGAUUGCUCUGAAAACAUCCUGGCUGUCAGUGAAGUUAUCCAGUUGUGUUCGCCAGUAUUGCCGUUUUGCUUGGCGUACUGUGCGGCGCAAGGUUCGUUGUGCCAUUUCUAA
Messenger RNA from Aspergillus chevalieri, 408 nucleotides. RefSeq lists its product as uncharacterized. The coding region runs from base 1 to 408 and encodes 135 amino acids. Lineage: Eukaryota; Fungi; Ascomycota; Eurotiomycetes; Eurotiales; Aspergillaceae. The transcript has a single exon. The record is from RefSeq and is a predicted model, not a curated record.